GUGUGUGUGUGUGUGUGUGUGUUAGAGCAGGAUGGGCAGUGUGGAGCAGCUGGCUGCGGUGGGUUCUGUACUGGUGGACCCCCGCCAGGACCUGACGCGGAGGUUCCGAGCUCUGUUCACCCUCAAGAACCUGGGAGGCGCUGAGGCGGUGGAGUGGAUCAGCAAGGCGUUCGGCGACGACUCGGUGCUGCUCAAGCACGAGCUGGCCUACUGCUUGGGUCAGAUGCAGGACGGGCGCGCAAUCCCCGUCCUCAGCGCCGUUCUCAAGGACACCCGACAGGAGCCCAUGGUACGGCACGAAGCGGGGGAAGCCCUGGGAGCCAUCGGGGACCCGUCGGUUCUGGACCUGCUGAAGGCCCACUGCCAGGACCCCGUCGUCGAGGUGGCCGAGACGUGCCAGCUGGCCGUGCGUCGUCUGGAGUGGCUUCAGAGCGGCGGCGACGACAAACGGCGGGACGGCGAAGCGGAGGAGAACCCGUACUGCUCGGUGGACCCGGCGCCCCCACACUCCCGCGCCAACGUGGACGAGCUGCGCGGCCUCCUGCUGGACGAGAGCCUGCCGCUCUUCGAGCGCUACAGGGCCAUGUUCGCGCUGCGGAACCUCGGCGGCCCGGAGGCCGUCCUGGCCCUGGGGGAAGGCCUGCGGUGUUCGAGCGCCCUGUUCCGUCAUGAGAUCGGCUACGUCCUGGGUCAGAUGCAACACCCCGCGGCGGUGCCGGCACUGCGCGCCGCCCUGGAACGCAGCGGCGAGAGCGCCAUGGUGCGCCACGAGGCGGCCGAGGCCCUGGGCUCCAUCGGCCGGGACGAGUGCCUGGCCGUGCUGCGACGUUUCCGUGCCGACGGCGAGCGCGUGGUGAAGGAGAGCUGCGAAGUGGCCUUGGACAUGCUGGACUAUGAGAACAACCAAGAGUUCCAGUAUGCGGACGCACUUGCCAGACUGCAAGGAUAAAAGCC
Messenger RNA from Hippocampus comes (tiger tail seahorse), 954 nucleotides. It is a transcript of the gene dohh, whose product is annotated as deoxyhypusine hydroxylase/monooxygenase. The transcript has 5 exons. Lineage: Eukaryota; Metazoa; Chordata; Actinopteri; Syngnathiformes; Syngnathidae. Gene Ontology annotation, molecular function: deoxyhypusine monooxygenase activity. Gene Ontology annotation, biological process: peptidyl-hypusine biosynthetic process. The record is from RefSeq and is a predicted model, not a curated record. Bases 32 to 949 code for a protein of 305 amino acids.